Macrobrachium nipponense is the source of this 5152-nucleotide messenger RNA. RefSeq lists its product as uncharacterized. The transcript has 7 exons. The record is from RefSeq and is a predicted model, not a curated record. Lineage: Eukaryota; Metazoa; Arthropoda; Malacostraca; Decapoda; Palaemonidae. The coding region runs from base 121 to 1398 and encodes 425 amino acids.
UUGCGGGACGUGCUGGGCGCCGUUUCUCUCUGAACUUUAAGAAAAAAAUUCCGCAAAGAUCGGGACUGGUUUACAAAGCGUUGAAAUUUUCUUCUAGAUUUUGUGACGUCAUCCACGAGAAUGCUUCUUUCCCUGCUCCCAUUAACUGUUGCUGCAUUGCUAUCGCCUGCUACUUCUGAUCAUUCAGACUACCCUGUAAGGACGACGUCUAACUGGAACGUAACAAGUUUCAACCUUCCCGAUAAGGACAAAGUAGUCCUUGCAGCGAAGCAAAACCACUCCGGAACAACUUUUCGUGCCAGGGUGUUUCAUGAUGGAGAUGAUGUUUAUAAUGCAACAUGUAGUAUGGCAAUCAGUAGAUGGGAUGCUGUCAUCAUAUCAAGAGAGUGGAUUGAGCAGCCGAACUACUCUGAUCAAUGCCGAGGUGCUAACUUUCCUGAAACUCCGCAGAAGCCAAAAAGUCGCAGCCUUCUUGUAAUGAGCGACGCCCCUACAGACUGGCAGUUAUUUGCACUGCCCUUCAAGAAUAGUGAGAUCAAACGAACAUCUGACGGGAGUGCUGUUUCUUUCGAUCUUCCAGCAAGAGAAGCUGUCUUCAUUCUGUAUCACCCAGAAGACAGAACCAAGCCACAUUUUGAAUUAUCUCUCUCUGUGAAUAAUGAGCUCAUUUACCUGCUCAAUUUCACCAGCAGACCCAAUUAUGAAUGGAAUACCGUUGCUAUAUAUGAAGAUUGGAUUAAUCCAAGAUUGUCUAGUAUUCCUAAGUUCACCAUUCCCAUGGAAUCAAGAUCAUUACAAGGAAGGCGCAUCAAUGUGUCUAGUGAGGUUCCAAUCCAGUGGCAAAUGUUUUAUCUGCCACUAGAACCAGAAAACGAAGUCGAGAGCACGGCAGAAGGAGAAAUAAAAGAUUGUGCCUUUUUCUGUGUACUGACCAUCGUCAUCAGCUGUCUCUACGUGCUGACGUUAAUUGCUGCAGCCCUGUACAUUUAUCACCUGAAGGCAUCGGCUACACGCUCUCAGGGUACAGACACUCAAGAGGGUCAGUCGGAAAUAGAACGAAAGAAAUCUGGAAAUUAUGAGGAACCCAUUUACGAAAACGAUGGAAAUAAUGGAGAACCUGCAAACACGAAUGCUGGACAUUAUAUGGAGCACAUGCACAAGAGACAUGGAAACUUUCAGGAACCAGUCUUCACGAACGGAGAAGACGAAGAAGAACACAUUUAUGAAGAAGUCGACACCAUGCAAGGACAGUAUUCCGCUAGCAUUGAACACCAGAUCUGCUACACACGUGUACCAAAAAUCACGCAGGUUGGACGAGGCCACCAGCGUACUGAAGUCGAUACAUUCGGAUAUAUGAUUCCUGCGCACAAACCAGGCAACAGAGACCAACGCUAUUAAAACUAUGAUUUAGGGUGUCAUCAAUUUCCUUAAGACAAGCUGACUGAGAUGAAUUGAACUGAAUUGAAUAUAAAAUCUACACCAGACAGACAGACUGAUGUUAGCAAAUUGCAUUUUACUUUAUUUAGAUGGAAGAGAUUAUCAACAGAACUUUCCUCCUAAACUUAGGGAGACUGUGACACUAACUGAACUUUCCUACGAAAGUAGACGAGGCUGUUUAUUAUUAACUGAAUUUUUCUGCUGAAGUGGAGAAGAAUGACGUUUGCUCGCUGAAAAAAAAAAAUAAAUAUAACUAACUAACUUCAUACCGGCAAAGAAAAUGGCCUUUUCAUAUUUUAUUUCGCUGGUCGCGUGGUAGAGAAUAAUACUACAAAACAGGAUUUUAUCAUUCCUGACUUUGGAAUCAGUUGCAAUUACACUGCCCACAGCAAGUGGAAAUCACACUGAAUUCAGCACCUAAAGGUUAAGUAAGUCCGAAGCAAUCAUAUAGGAGUUUGAAUAAUCAUAACAUUUCUGAAACGGUGUAUAAACUCUAAUAAUAAUAAUAAUAAUAAUAAUAAUAAUAAUGAUAGACAAAAUGGUAAUGAAGAACAGUAGGAGAAGGAAAACAAACCUAAGCAUGGCAUGGAUAGACUAUAAGAAAGCCUUCGACAUGAUACCACACACAUGGCUAAUAGAAUGCCUGAAAAUAUAUGGGGCAGAGGAAAACCCCAUCAGCUUCCUCAAAUAUACAAUGCGCAACUGGAAUACAAUACAUACAAGCUCUGGAAUAAGACUAGCAGAGGUUAAUAUCAGGAGAGGGAUCUUCCAGGGCGACACACUGUCCCCACUACUCUUCGUAGUAGCCAUGAUUCCCAUGACAAAAAUAUUACAGAAGAUGGAUGCCGGGUACCAACUCAAGAAAAGAGGCAACAGAAUCAACCAUCUGAUGUUCAUGGACGACAUCAAGCUGUAUGGUAAGAGCAUCAAGGAAAUAGAUACCCUAAUCCAGACUGUAAGGAUUGUAUCUGGGGACAUCAGGAUGGAGUUUGGAAUAGAAAAAUGCGCCUUAGUCAACAUACAAAAGGGCAAAGUAACGAGAACUGAAGGGAUAAAGCUACCAGAUGGGAGCAACAUCAAACACACAGAUGAGACAGGAUACAAAUACCUGGGAAUAAUGGAAGGAGGGGAUAUAUAACACCAAGAGAUGAAGGACACGAUCAGGAAAGAAUAUAUGCCGAGACCCAAGGCGAUACUCAAGUCAAAACUCAACGCCGGAAACAUGAUAAAAGCCAUAAACACAUGGGCAGUGACAGUAAUCAGAUACAGCGCAGGAAUAGUGGAAUGGACGAAGGCAGAACUCCGCAGCAUAGAUCAGAAAACCAGGAAACAUAUGACAAUACACAAAGCACUACACCCAAGAGCAAAUACGGACAGACUAUACAUAACACGAAAGAAAGGAGGGAGAGGACUACUAAGUAUAGAGGACUGCGUCAACAUCGAAAACAGAGCACUGGGGCAAUAUCUGAAAACCAGUGAAGACGAGUGGCUAAAGAGUGCAUGGGAAGAAGGACUAAUAAAAGUAGACGAAGACCCAGAAAUAUACAGAGACAGGAGAAUGACAGACAGAACAGAGGACUGGCACAAUAAACCAAUGCACGGACAAUACAUGAGACAGACUAAAGAACUAGCCAGCGAUGACACAUGGCAAUGGCUACAGAGGGGAGAGCUAAAGAAGGAAACUGAAGGAAUGAUAACAGCGGCACAAGAUCAGGCCCUAAGAACCAGAUAUGUUCAAAGAACGAUAGACGGAAAUAACAUCUCUCCCAUAUGAAGGAAGUGCAAUACGAAAAAUGAAACCAUAAACCACAUAGCAAGUGAAUGCCCGGCACUUGCACAGAACCAGUACAAAAAGAGGCAUGAUUCAGUGGCAAAAGCCCUCCACUGGAGCCUGUGCAAGAAACAUCAGCUACCUUGCAGUAAUAAGUGGUACGAGCACCAACCUGAGGGAGUGAUAGAAAACGAUCAGGCAAAGAUCCUCUGGGACUAUGGUAUCAGGACGGAUAGGGUGAUACGUGCAAACAGACCAGACGUGAUGUUGAUUGACAAAGUCAAGAAGAAAGUAUCACUCAUUGAUGUCGCAAUACCAUUGGACACCAGAGUUGAAGAGAAAGAGAGGGAAAAAAUGGAUAAGUAUCAAGAUCUGAAAAUAGAAAUAAGAAGGAUAUGGGAUAUGCCAGUGGAAAUCGUACCCAUAAUCAUAGAAGCACUAGGCACGAUCCCAAGAUCCCUGAAAAGGAAUCUAGAAAAACUAGAAGCUGAAGUAGCUCCAGGACUCAUACAGAAGAGUGUGAUCCUAGAAACGGCACACACAGUAACGAGAGUGAUAGACUCCUAAGGAGGCAGUAUGCAACCCGGAACCCCACACUAUAAAUACCACCCAGUCGAAUUGGAGAACUGUGAUAGAGCAAAAAAAAAAAAAAAAAAAAAAAAAAAUAAUAAUAAUAAAAACAUUAUUUGAUUGGUAAUGUCUAUAUCAACAUACCAAAUGAAGAAAAGUUUCAUAGUACAUAAAGCUCCCACAAAUGUUUGAGUUAUGUAUAGUAAGUCCAGAAGGCUUGCCUUUUUCUUCUUGCACUUUUCCAAUAUGGUCUUCACUUUGAGAUAUUUUGUUAAAAACAAAGUAAUUUUUGUUCGAUAAUGGAAUAGCUUUAAUUUUCUUGCAGACUCAUUCCCUUGCAAAGUAGAGGUUUGGUAAAAUAAAAAAUGCGUGAAUGAAUUUUGCAAGAACAUAUUAGUGACUUUCUCGGAGCAAUUAUCCAUUUUUUUCCUUUAUAUAAUUUCAAGGUACCAUUACCCGAUGCUUCAAUUGUAUUCAUGACGGCAUCAUCUAACCGUGAUCUCUUUCAAGUUUGGUGUCUUUAAAUUUAUUAAUAUCAAAAGGUGUGAGAACUUGGCAGUGCCAAAUUCAUGUUCCCUCCCAGUUAAGGCUGCAUAUUAGCUGUCAUUUAACAUUUUUAAGUUGCUUUACCAACCACUAUUAUUAUAUAAUAAAUAUCUAAUGUAUUUACUACAAAAUAAUAACCAUUAUUUUUAAGCCAAAAUAUAUAACAAUAAUAAUAGUAAUUUAGAUUCAACUAUCGUUAUUACUUCCCAAAAAUUGUGUAUUUCCAACGCACGUGUAAUUAUGUGCUGAUUCACAAUAUUACUGUUAUUAUUAUUAUUUUUGUAACCUACUAUCAUUAAUUAUACUGAUAUGUAUGUUUAUUACUACUGUUAUUAAUAAAUACUCACAAUAUUCAAAGGAUGAAAAAUAAGAAAAAAACCAGUGUACAGUUUUGUAAAUACAAGAAUUCCUUCAAAAAGUGAAUAUACUGAACUCUCGAGGCUGCACGAUUCUCCCUCACAAUCUAGAAUCUUAGAAGAAAAACUUCUGGCGAAGUAAAAACAAAAACACGCGAUGCGGUUUACGAAAAUCGGAACCGGACGUUCGCAUGAACAAAGACUUCCUUUUUUGUAAACAACUUCGCUUGUGUCUUUGUUUUUACUGUUGGUGGUUUUUCCUCUCAUUCAGAUUGUAAAGAAGAAUCCUACAGAUUCUCGAAAGCUCUGUGUCUCUAUUCACUUUCAAAUAUAGACGUAGUUACACAACUGGAUUUUUUUUUUUUUUUUUUAAACUCAUGGGUAUCAUGAAUAUUAUCUUUUAAUAUAUUAGUAAGAAUUGAAAGUAUCUGUUGCUUUCACUUUUUAAAUGUAUUUGUAGUUACACAACUGU